Paraphaeosphaeria sporulosa is the source of this 971-nucleotide messenger RNA. Its product is annotated as 1,2-dihydroxy-3-keto-5-methylthiopentene dioxygenase. Gene Ontology annotation, molecular function: acireductone dioxygenase [iron(II)-requiring] activity. The record is from RefSeq and is a predicted model, not a curated record. The transcript has 2 exons. NCBI's taxonomy places the organism in Eukaryota, Fungi, Ascomycota, Dothideomycetes, Pleosporales, Didymosphaeriaceae. Bases 199 to 726 code for a protein of 175 amino acids.
GCUGCCCGUUCGAGGUAGUUCGGCCGUCGCACUUCGCAUGUUCUACACCUAACAAAUCGCGAUGACGCCAUUCGCGGGGCCAAACGCCCAACCUCAACUAUCAGUAAAUUUAUAGCCAACGCGCCCACAGCUCUCGCAUCACGAACACGGCCCCAAAUUACCUCACCAAAUCACGCCCAAAAGAUCCAACCAUCCACAAUGAAAGCCUACUGGUACGACAACCUCCCCGGCGACCAGCGCGCCCCGCACGACUCUGGCCGCGAGGUUUCCCCAGACAGCCUCAAACAACUCGGCAUAUUGUUCAAGCACUGCCCAUCAGUCGCGGAUGUCGACGAAAUCGCGACUUCCCGCUCCUACAAGAACCGCGACGAGAUCACCGUCUCCCCGCAAACCAUGGGCGCCGCCUACGAAGAAAAGGUCAAAAACUUCUUCCACGAGCAUCUGCACGAGGAUGAGGAGAUACGGUAUAUAUUGAACGGCGCAGGGUACUUUGAUGUGCGGAAUGAGGGGGACGAGUGGGUAAGGAUUCGGCUCGAGAAGGGGGACUUGAUUGUUAUGCCUGCGGGGAUAUAUCAUCGGUUUACGACGGAUGAGGAGAAUUUCACGAAUGCCAUGCGGCUGUUCAAAGAGGACCCGAAGUGGACGCCGCUGAACCGCGGGGAGGAGACGGAAAAGAACCAGUAUAGGCAGGAGUACCUCAAGACGCGGCACACGUUGGCGGCAUAGUCGCUGCGGUAUGGGAUAGCGGCGCGGAUUGGAGAGGGAGUCGUGACACGAUGCAUAUGGAUGUACGACCGAGAUAGGAUAUCAUUUCCAGAAGUCAUGCUGCGCCUGGGCAGGUGCGUGAGGCAGGCAAGCAAGCAAGCACUGCUCCGACCCGUCUACCCAUGACCAUGACCGCGACAAACAACCGUCGAGAAAGCAGAUGGAGUCUAUAUCUACACCGCCCAAAUCCACGUCCGUCCAUCAUC